AUGUUCACAAGUAGGAUGCCUGGGAACAGUCUAGGGUGUUGUCCCCGCUUCCGAUCUCCCGUUAGCGUUUGUGACGGUAAAGUGUUUAAGACUAGUAAGAAUCUGGAUCUGAUGAGCUCAUGCAAGGUCAACCUUAUCGGAGCGCUUGUGUCUCGGAGUCCGCAGAGGCGCGAGAUUGCUGCAUACUCGACGGUGUUCGAUGUGACGCCUUCUGCAGCGGCAUGCCUUUGCAUAUGCGGCACUGACGGAGGCAACGGUGGCGCGGGCCGCAACAACAAUAACAACAACAACAACAAAACGAAGUACGGUCACAGUGGCGAUGACGACAACAGCGGCCGCGAACCUGACUUUGGCUUUGGCAAAGAGCUGUGGAUGCGAUGUUCCCGCCAUGCGCUGCUCGGCGCGCUUGCGCUGCUCACCGCUUCAGCGACCUUCUCACCUCCAAGCUACGCUGCCCCAGGUUCUCUUUUUGAUUCCUGCAACAACAUUGAGACCUCCAUACAAACCCCCCCGCUCAGCUCCUCAGCGCCAACGGGCGGCGGCGACUUUUUCCUUGAGAGGUCAUCUUCCUUAAAACACCGAUUUAGCACCGAGGGCGGUCGCAGCGGCGGCAGCUCCGCCUCCGCGUCCACUUCCUCCUCCCCAAACCGCCCCCUGCCCCGUUCCAAGGUGAUGCACGUGGCCUGCAAGGGCAGCACCCUGGUGGUGCCCCUGACGGGGGCCGGUGGUGACAAGGUUCCCUACGCCCAGUCCGGUCGCGUGUCGCUCCCCUGGCAGCGCAAGCGGGUGGUGGAGGCGCCCAUACAGCUCUCGGAGAGGGAGGCGCGGAUGAUUUUGUCUAGCCGCCAGAACCGCGUGCGGGAUAGCCUGCUGGUGCACGCUUGGGAUGAUACUUCUUCGUCUGCGGCGUGCCCGCCGCGUGUUUCAUAUUGUAUGCUCUAUUUCUGUUAUACCCUUUUUUGCGGCGCUUUCCAGUGCUUUGUUGUUGGAUUCAAGAUGGGAGCCUUGCUUUGCGACAGAAGCUUUGAGGCCCUGGGGGGGGGAGGACCAAGAUCGGGUGGAUGGUAA
This is a messenger RNA of Volvox carteri f. nagariensis, 1068 nucleotides long. RefSeq lists its product as uncharacterized. Lineage: Eukaryota; Viridiplantae; Chlorophyta; Chlorophyceae; Chlamydomonadales; Volvocaceae. The record is from RefSeq and is a predicted model, not a curated record. The transcript is spliced from 7 exons. Bases 1 to 1068 code for a protein of 355 amino acids.